GCUCCCCGUCAUGGCGGCUCAGACCCGGGCUCUGGUGUCCGGUCAGUGGCUGGCAGAUGCAGUCAGAAACAACCUGGUCGGACCCAAACUCCGCAUUCUCGACACUUCUUGGUACCUUCCAAAAACAAAACGAGACCCGAAAGCAGAAUUCGCGCAGAAGCACAUCCCGGGCUCCUCGUUUUUCUGCAUAGACGAGUGCAGCGAUAGGACCUCCGCGUUUGAUCACAUGCUGCCCACUUCCAGUCACUUCUCUCAGUAUGUUGGAAAGCUGGGCAUCGGUAAUGACACCCACGUAGUGGUUUACGACACCAGCGACUUCGGCUCCUACUGCGCGCCCCGGGUGUGGUGGAUGUUCCGGACGUUUGGGCACAGUUUGGUGUCGGUGCUGGACGGAGGCUUUAAAAACUGGCUAGCGGAUGGAUAUCCCGUGACUUCAGAGUACUCCAAGCCAGAGACGUUGGAGUUUAAGGCGACAGCGAAUCAAUCCUGGGUGAAAAGUUACGAAGACGUACUGGAAAACAUCAGAACUAAGCAGGUACAAGUGGUGGACGCCAGGUCUGCUGGGAGGUUCAGAGGGACCGAGCCGGAGCCCAGAGAUGACACGCUGCCAGGACACUUCCCCGGCACCAUCAACAUGCCAUUUCCUACAUUCAUGGACGCUUCCGGUAAAGAGCUUGCACCUGACGCCCUGUCUGGCCUGUUCAAAGAGGCAGGUAUAGACCUGGAGAAACCCCUCUGGGCCACCUGUGGUUCUGGUGUCACGGCGUGUCACGUUGCCCUGGCUGCUCACAUCCUCGGACACCCUGGGGUGCCCAUUUAUGAUGGCUCCUGGUCUGAGUGGUUUAAGAGGGCGUCUCCAGAGCUGAUCAUCUCAGAGGGAGAGGAGAAGAAGGUGUGAAUGAAAGAGGAAGGGAUCGUAUCCAUGGCCUUUUCUGACUGUGAUGCUAAUAGAUAGAAUAUGAUCCAACCAGCCUUAUAGUAUGCACUUUGUAUUUAAAUUGCAACAUUGCAAAGUAACUAAUGAUGUGUUAAUUGCAAAAAGGAUUGGGCUCCUUUAAUUAAACGAGGGGGUCUUGAGACCCUGUUACUUUCACUUUUCUGUUUUGUUUUUGAUGAAAAAGUACAGGAAAAACAAAAAAGGGUGAUCCUAUGACAUUAUUCAAAUCUUGAAAUGUCUGCAUACUCUGAGAAGGAAGGGUAGGGAGCCAUAUGCUGCACUAGUUCUAAACGAGUAGAACGGUAAUGGAAAUGGUAGUUGUAUUGAUACAAAGCUAAGUCAAAGCAUUCAGCUGUAACACCUAGUUUAGUCAUUGUUAUUAUUAUUAAACAUUUUCACCUUAAUAUGUCCAUGCAAUGCAAUGUACAAAAAAUGGGGGAUAUAUCUUAUUUUUAUGUCUUGCAGCAAAUAAAAUAUGUAUUAAUCUAUCAA
Cheilinus undulatus (humphead wrasse) is the source of this 1429-nucleotide messenger RNA. RefSeq names its product 3-mercaptopyruvate sulfurtransferase-like. The coding region runs from base 11 to 898 and encodes 295 amino acids. The transcript is spliced from 2 exons. Gene Ontology annotation, cellular component: mitochondrion. The record is from RefSeq and is a predicted model, not a curated record. Lineage: Eukaryota; Metazoa; Chordata; Actinopteri; Labriformes; Labridae. Gene Ontology annotation, biological process: transsulfuration. Gene Ontology annotation, molecular function: thiosulfate-cyanide sulfurtransferase activity.